This is a messenger RNA of Plasmodium gaboni, 2598 nucleotides long. RefSeq lists its product as hypothetical. Bases 1 to 2598 code for a protein of 865 amino acids. Lineage: Eukaryota; Apicomplexa; Aconoidasida; Haemosporida; Plasmodiidae. The record is from RefSeq and is a predicted model, not a curated record. The transcript has a single exon.
AUGAUAUAUUUGUGUAAAAGAUUAUUACGUUGUACAUUAUUUGUUUCUUUUUUGUAUAUACAUUUUUUUCGUUUGAAAGAAAAUAUUUUUUGUCAUGUGAAGGUGAGACAUAGAAUUCUUGAAAGUAUAAAUAAGGAUUUAUCAUCAGAAGGUGACAAUUUACAUAUUUAUCAGAAGAGGAAUGUAAAUGUUGAGACAUUUAUUAAAAAAAAAGAAAAAAAGAAUUUAUCAGAUAAUAAUAUUAAUGAUAAAAUAAAUAAUAAUAAUAUAAUAGGAGAAACAAAAUAUUAUCGUACUACAAAUGAAAAAAAGGAAAGUAUUUUUUUAAAAUUUUUUAGAUCUAUUAAAAAUUUGUUUACCCUUAAAUCUUCGAAUAAUUUAAAAAAGACAAAUAUAAAUUAUGAACAUAUAUAUGAAGACAAUGAAUUUUCAAAAUAUAUAUUAGAAAAUAAUAUAUCCAUAGAAACUACCAAAGUGUGUUUAAUCGGAUCAGGGGUUGAUGAUACUACUGAUGGUUUGAUAAAAAAAUUUUUGUUAUUAAAUGAUAAGGUAAAUUAUAAUAUGAAUGAUAAACAUGAUAAUUCUUUGAGUGAUAAAAUAAACAGUAUAAUUUCUUCUUUUAAAUAUUAUUCAGAAGAAAUAAUUCAAGAACCAAACGAAAUAAAAAAACAAAUAUGUAACAAAAAAAAAAAUUGUAAAGAAUCUAAUUUGAACUAUGAAAAUAAUCAUGAUAUACUCAUUGGUAAUAUUAUUAUUCAAGGAGAUAUAUUAAAAAAUGAAAAAAUAAUUAUUAACAUGAACAGACAAUUUGUUGUAUGUAAAUCGUUUGGAAGUAACAACCAAACAAAUAAAAAAAUAAAUAAAUCUACAUCAAUACAACAUGUUAUUAAGUGUCUAGAUUAUUGUACAAUGGAAGGUGUUCAAUUUAUUUAUAUUAGUUAUAAUAUAUAUGAAGAAAAUAAUAAAUUAAUAGAAAUUAUGAAGAAAUUGAGAGAAAUUAAAAUAAUAAUUGAAACACCAUCCAAAAAAAUUAAGAAUCAUAUGAAUAAAAAUAAUAAAAAUAAUAAAAAUAAUGAUAUAUAUCAAUAUGAAAGAAUCCCAAAUGACGAAGGACAAAAAUCAUAUUCCUCUUUAAAUCUAAACGUUGAGAAAAUUUUUUCAAUUUUUGGUUUGUUAUAUGCAGAUCAUAAUAGGCAGAAUGAAAAAAAAAAUUAUAUAUAUGAUAAUGAAAUAAAAAUAUUAAAUGAUAAAGGAAAUAAAAAAUUAAAUAGAAAAGAUAUAUCUCUAUUUUAUUUUUCUUAUAAUACAGAUAUAUAUGAAAAAGUCCUAUCUGAUAUUAUAGAUGAUGAUCACGUUGUUGUAUCUGCAACUUUUUUUUUUAAUUCCUUAGUGCUUAUGCAUAGUAUCAAUUUAAAUCUGUCUCUAGAAAAAUUACGAAGAAUAUUAAAUAAAUCAAUAUUAAAAAGAGAAGAAUUGAGACAUUUGUCUAACAAGACAUAUAACCUUGAUUUUAUGAAUAUAUUUGAAGAUUCUGCAGAAGAAAGAAAACGAUCCUACAAGAUAUUUUACUUGGAGUUAAAAAAUAAAGAACACAAAAAAUUAUUAAAUGACGCAAAUAUAAAAUAUAUGUAUCAAGAUAAUAUACCCGUCAAAUAUAAAGUAGAGGAACAACAUGUAAAGAAAGAAACAGUUGUGGAUGAAGAUAUAUAUAAAAAAAAAAAUAAAAUGAUAAAUAAAAAUAGAAAUACACAUAUGGAAGAUGAGAAAGAUACAUACAUAAAAAAAAAAGAAUCUGAUGAAUAUAAAACUUAUCCGUGUAAGAAAAAAAAACAAUUCCUUUUGAAUGAUAUGCUUAAUCAUAAACCGUAUGUCUCUUUUUUGGACAUGUCUUAUAAUGAAGAUAUGCAAAAAAGAAAUUAUAACAGAUAUGAUGACAAAUCUUAUAUAUUUGAUCAAGAUGGAUAUGUAAAAGACAUAACAUAUGAAGAUAAUUAUUAUAGUGAUGAUAAUGAUAUACAUAUAAGGAAGAAAAGAAAAUUUUCACAUGACAAACAGGUCAACAAUGAUUAUCAUAUAUAUGAUGAGAGUGAUAAUACGUUUCAUUCACAUUUAGAUAAUCACACAAAUGACGAGAAUGCAAAUGUUUAUAUGGAUACACAAAAGGAUUCAGAGACCCGAUUUUUAUAUGAUCCUUUUUCUAUCAUAGACAAUAGGGAUCUAGACACACUAGAAGCACUAUCCGAGUUAGAAAAAAAAAAAAAUAAUAAUUUUUCUUCAAGCAAUAAUGAGAAUUCAUCGAAUAUAAAAAGAAGAAGGCAAGGAAAGAAAAAAAAAUUGAAAAGGGUAAUAAUGCGCUCUAAAUAUGAUAAGUUAGUCGAGCUAGAAAGAAGAAGAAAAGGAAAAAAAAAAAAAAAUAUAUCAACAAAAAGAAGAAAGAUACAUAAAAAUAAAAUAAAUAAUAGAAGAAAUAAGAACAGAAAAAAUAAUGGGGUGGAAAAAAGGAGAAAUAAACAAGUUGACAGAAAUAUAUCAAGUGGUGGUGCGAACGCUAAAAUAAGUGGAACCCACGGAUCUCCAAAGAUAAAAUUUAAACGAUAA